Messenger RNA from Puccinia graminis f. sp. tritici CRL 75-36-700-3, 868 nucleotides. RefSeq lists its product as uncharacterized. The transcript has a single exon. Lineage: Eukaryota; Fungi; Basidiomycota; Pucciniomycetes; Pucciniales; Pucciniaceae. The coding region runs from base 1 to 651 and encodes 216 amino acids. The record is from RefSeq and is a predicted model, not a curated record.
AUGUCUAUGGGUAUUCCAACCGGUCUCUCAACACCCAUGAGCAAUCGAAAAGUUCCGACUCAAGGUGUUCCGAUUGGAGAUGUUCCGAUUGUUGACAGAGUGGGAGAUUUCGGCUUCCGAGCCCGGUCGCAUCCUAUCACCGACUAUUUCGAGGGGCCGUCGGGAACGGUUGAGGAUGUCAAGAAACUAGAUCUAACGAGGGGUGCUGGCGGCGAUCCGCAAGACGAAAAGAAAGGCUUGGCCCAGCUGACCGAUGAGGAUUAUGAGAUCAUGGAGCGUCCUCCUCCCCCUGCCUCGAAAACCGGAAAAAGUGAGGCAAGAAUAGCUUCAGAAAGCUUUCCCGAGAAGACCAUUAAGCCACUAACCGAAAGCACUCCGCUGCCACCUCUUUCUGCCGACACGGUCAAGCCGGACCAAAGAAAUAGACAAAUGGGCGAGGAAUCGGGGGAUCCUCAUCCUCUCAAAUCCUCGAGCGUUCGAUCCGAUUCUCUGCACGAUUUGGAUGACAUCCAUCCAGUGGCCAAAGGCACGAUUCUAUUCCUAACAGUCUUCCAACAGCUGUUUGAAAAUUCAAAGAAUCCGGUUCCUUUCAUCACACUUUUUCAUAUCUUUUUUAUGACCCCGAUGCUAAUGCGAAUGGGGUUGCGUUGAAAUGGCCAUUAUGUCAUGAGAUUGAAGCAGAGUCAGGUCACCCAGAGGUCGUCCCACAUGGGAUCACUACGAUGAUCAAGAUGCUUAAAAUUCCUCUCAGUUUUUCUGUUUUUAUUGAAUAGAGAUCCACCCCCAAACCACCAAACAAACCCCUCGUUUCUAUCAAAUGAUGAUAUAUACUUGGGUCCUCACACUUUUAAUCCAUCAAAUAUCUUCU